Messenger RNA from Aspergillus mulundensis, 1737 nucleotides. Its product is annotated as fungal specific transcription factor domain-containing protein. NCBI's taxonomy places the organism in Eukaryota, Fungi, Ascomycota, Eurotiomycetes, Eurotiales, Aspergillaceae. Gene Ontology annotation, molecular function: DNA-binding transcription factor activity; zinc ion binding; DNA binding. The transcript has 2 exons. Gene Ontology annotation, biological process: positive regulation of transcription by RNA polymerase II; DNA-templated transcription. The record is from RefSeq and is a predicted model, not a curated record. The coding region runs from base 1 to 1737 and encodes 578 amino acids.
AUGCCCAACAGCCAACCUGCUCUCGUCAGACUCUUCCGCGACCCGCAGACGGACAGAGAGUUAGCAUUGGAGACAUGGCGGAAGUCGAAAGCAGCGGCGCAUAUAUCAAACUCGACAUGCCCGAGUCCGGCGGACACCUCCACGCUUAGUUGCGACGACUGGGAUGAGCCUGAUCAAGGCGAGGAUGUCCCCAUGCAGAGUGAUCCUCCUGCGACUGUCCCUGUGACUGCCGAACUACCACAACCUCCGUCCAUGCUCCAGAGUCCAUUAACGCUACUUGGCCUACCUCUGCCUCAUGGUACAGCCGGCCUGGUCGACGCUUACUUUACGCACACACAUUCCUGGCUCCCCAUGGUCGAGCGUCACGAGCUGCUUCGUACCAUGUACACAUAUCCAGGAAACAGCGCAUCUCCCAGCUCAUCACACCUUCUUCUCUGGUCUGUGGUUGCAUAUACCGCUGUUGUUAGUGGCCUCGACGACAGCUCUAUUCCGAGCUCAAUCGAGAUCCUUCACGCGCUCCAUAAACAAAUCCUGGUAGAAACGGACACUCUAUCCUUGCGGCACGUGCAAGCAUUUGCCAUCCUUGUACUUCUGGAGCUCACCAAAGGCAACCUCCACUCGGCCUGGACUCUGUGUGGACAGACCGUACGGCUGUUAGCCUUGGUAGAACCUGCCGAUCAAGCCCGAUACAAGAAUACGUUUCAUGCCUGUGCCUUUUUGGAUGCUGUCAUCUCUGCCUCGAUAAAUCGAACCCCUAGUAUGUCCCUGGAAGAGCAGACCAGCAUUGGACCUGUAGACGAAGAUGGCAUGGAGGAGUGGGACAGCUGGCCCGGACGUGCGCAGGAUACUCAAUCCCAGCAGAGGACAGCAGGCAAUGGUCCAUUACGAUCGCUGAGCGCCUUCAACCAGCUCCGGCAGCUUGCGCGGAUUCUGACCGGGGUACUUUACUGCCCUUCUGAUAGCGAUAGCGUCACGAGGGACAGUGUUCUCUCUGAGAUCCGCGAAUUGCGAACAACUAUUGAAAAUCUGCACCCGUACCACCGUGUGCACUCCGCCCCGUCCAUCUUGACACUGUACAUGGCAUGUGAAUUUACGCUCCUAUCUGUACUGCGCCGAUUCAAUGUCACGGACUCGCGCACCACUGAGCUACUGCUCGCCUCCUCCCAACGUCUGCUGGAUCUCCUUCAUGAUUCUGCGGAGAUGUCAGGGAACAUCAGAUCAUCACCUCUUCCUGGUGUGUUUGCUCUCCAAUGCCAACGCUGUCUCGAGAGACUGAUACCUGGCGCUCAGAGUUCUGAGACAAUCGCCUUGAAGAGCCGUCUCAUCCAGUAUCAACAACAGCUCAGUAGGCCGAGCAUCACAGCUGCCGAAGUUGACGCGAUGAACCGGAUGCUAGCCAUCCCGCACGCUGGCGACGAGAACAGGAUAACAGCCGACCAUUCAUCAUCAUCAACUAAACCCACCCCGCUCAAUAACACCUCGCAGCCGGGUAUAGCAGGGCUUGGGCGUGGCCCAUACGCCACUCCGCUUUCCACCGCACCCGACAUCUUAGCCUUGCCUCUAUCCAAAUCUCCUCUCCUCGCGGGAGACGACGGAUUCGACGACUUGUUCGAAGAGCUCGUCACGUCAAUUCCUAAUACCCGGCUUGAACCCGCUUUCGCCCAUAAUCUCGGGUUUUAUGGGGGCGACUUGGACACAGACUUUUUAUCCCAGUUGCAGCAGCCGUCGGGAGGUUGA